Molecule: messenger RNA, 3039 nt
Organism: Leucoraja erinaceus (little skate)
Lineage: Eukaryota; Metazoa; Chordata; Chondrichthyes; Rajiformes; Rajidae
Gene: cpm
Product: carboxypeptidase M
Exons: 9
Coding region: 273-1553 (426 amino acids)
Biological process (GO): proteolysis
Cellular component (GO): cell surface
Molecular function (GO): metallocarboxypeptidase activity; zinc ion binding
Source: RefSeq, a predicted model, not a curated record
UGUUGGUUUAGACUAGAGUCUUGUUCGCAGUCCACACGCGAGCGGCGAAACCUCGAAACCCCGGGCCCGGCGGAAGGAGAAUGGUCUCAUUUAUUUUAAAUAUAUGAAUACCCGGAAUGAUGUUACUCAGAAGUCUGUAGACGGCUAGUCUCUAACCAAAGCCUUUAAAGUAAAAAUGUGAAGGACGCGACUCCACUACAAGUCCAACUAUAUAUAUUUCCUCGAUGAUUACUAGAAUAAGGAGGCAUUUCAUACCUGUACAGUCCAUUUAAAUGCCGGCGACAUUAAAUUAUAGACAGGCAGUGUUCGGCCCUGGUCUUGCAUUAGUGCCUUCCAGACCACAAGCAUGUUGGAUGUAUGUAGUCUGCUGCCUGUUAUUUAUGUGUCACCGAUACUCUCACGCUAGUUUGGACUUCAAGUACCAUCGCACGGAUUUUCUGGAGACGUUUCUGAAAGACGUGCAUGCGAAUUUUUCAAGUAUCACUCAUCUUUACUCCAUCGGAAAGUCUGUGGAAGGACGGGAAUUGUCGGUUAUUGUAAUUGGAGAAACGCCUAAUGAACAUCGAAUUGGGAUUCCUGAGGUAAAAUACAUCGGAAACAUCCACGGAAACGAGCCUGUAAGUAGGGAGAUUCUGCUUCACUUGAUCGAAUACCUCGUCUCAAGCUAUCAAACUGAUACAAACAUCACCGACCUGAUCAAUAGCAUGCGGAUCCACAUCCUACCCUCGAUGAACCCAGAUGGGUUCGAAAUUUCGCGAGUUGGUAAAUGCAGUGGCACUCACGGACGAUAUAAUGCUAAUAAUACAGAUUUAAACCGAAAUUUUCCUGAACCUUUUGGAGGAAGAUUUUCACCUUUUGAACCAGAAACAGAGGCAGUGAUACGAUGGAUACACAGUGAACCAUUUGUGUUGUCUGCUAGUUUUCAUGGAGGAGCUGUACUGACAGCUUAUCCCUAUGAUAAUAACAAUCAAGGUAGCACCAACUACAGCCGGAGUCCGGAUGAUGACGUAUUUAAAUAUUUGGCAAAAACAUACUCCUUUAACCACAAAACCAUGUACAAAGGAAAUCUGUGCAAGAUGAAAUUCUUAGAUGGUGUGACAAAUGGAGCCAAGUGGUACAGCAUAGCAGGUGGAAUGCAAGACUACAAUUACGUGUGGGGGCAGUGCUUCGAGGUGACAGUAGAGCUGUCUUGUUGCAAGUAUCCACCGGCUGCACAACUACCACACUUCUGGGAUCAGAACAAAGCAUCACUCAUCGCCUUGCUCAAGCAAGCCCAUCUGGGAAUAAAGGGCAGAGUUCUGGAUCAAGAUAACAGCCCUGUUUCCAAAGCAAUUGUAAAUGUAUUUGGCAGGAAGAAUCUCAUCCCAUUUCAAACCAGUAAACUGGGAGAAUAUUAUAGACUUCUGGUACCUGGGGAGUACACACUUAUGGUUGAAGCCAAAGGUUUUAAACCUAUGAACAAGACAGUGGAUGUGUUUGAUGGAACAAGCUCAAGCUCAGCUGUUGUUUCUGACUUUAUACUUACAAAACUUGAUGAAAGUCAACAAACCUGAUCUAUUGUAGAACAUAGAUUUAAGUUAGUGCUGAGAGAUCUUAAAAAGUUCUAAUGCUUCACAACUGCUGAGUUGGAUCUGGGUCUCUAACAUGAGAAAGAAGCAAAGAAAAAAAGGAAACAAUCUGCUAAACCUGGCAAAAUGUAACUUAGAAUAAAGUGAUCAUUUCUUCCUCGAUUAAACAGAGAAUAUUUAGAUACAAAUGUGAGAAUUCUAUAACCAUGCAGGUGUAUACAUAACGUUUCAAGGCAUUACCACCCCUUGUUAAUCAAAUUUUACAAUAUAAUCAAAAUUAAACAAAGUCAAAUUUUAAUAAAAGUGUUCUGAAUCAUUUUUCGUGGUACAGGGUACUUGCUUUACUGCAAUUGGUCAAGUGCUUGAAUUUAUUUUUUAAAAUCAAUAUUACUGUCAUUGCUCACUGUGAUGUCAAGUCUGCUCAUGGUCUCCAGAGAUGCUGCCUGAUCUGCUGAGUUGCUCCUGCACUUUGUGUCUUAUUGGCUUCACAAAGCUCUGUAAUCGUGACCAUUGAUGGAUAAUAUAAUCUUGAUGGUCAGUGGGCCAGCCCUUGCAUUUUUGUUGACUACUGUCAAUUCCAAGGUUAUGAAAGGGUUCCAGUCCUGAGAACAGUUCAUAGCCCAAAUUUUUCCUAAAUUGUAAAUGAACAAAACAAUGCGUGGCAGAGGAUCACAGAAACAGCUUGGGUGGAGGGGAGAGCGAGCAGGCAUGGGGAGAGUGGUCGCCAGCCAGUCUCACUGACUCGUUGUGAGUGAGUGAUUGCUACUGCUCAGCACUGCCAGCUCUGCUCAGCUUCAUCCUUCCUUUGAUUGCUGUGGCUCGUUCAUUUGUACAGGUGUCCAUAAAUUGGGCAUUUGAAACUGGGCAGGGCCUAUAUCUGGGAUUAGGUAACACUAUCACAAAAUUUGCAGAACCUCUUAACACAUUUCUGGGCUAGAAUUCUAAAAUACUUUAGUAUGUGAAGCCACCUGGAAACCCCAAAAAUAAAUGCAUCUCCUUAAAAAUGAAACUGAAUAUGUCCGAAUACCACAAAUCAACAAUAAUAAUAAAACAAAGAAUUAUAGAUGCUGGAAUCUUAAGCAAAAAACAGAAAAGUGCUGGAGUAGCUCAGCAGGUCAGGCAGCAUCUCGAGAUCAUGGACAUGCAACGUUUCGGAUUGAGACCCUUCAUGCCUUACUCUGGCUUCACAUAUCUUGCUUUUCUGCCCCUUCUCUCACAGCCUUUUGUCUGCUUUUCAUCUCUGGCCGUUGUCUACGUGUCUAUUAAAACCCCUCACUUGUAUGUAUCCAUUUAUGCCUGGUUUUGUCCUGUCUUCACUUCUUUUCUGGCUUUCUCCCCCGUACUACAAUCAGUCUGAACAAGGGUCCCGACCCGAAACGUCACUCAUCCACGUCCUGCAGUGAUGCUGUCCAAUUUGCUGAGUUACUGCAGCAGUUUGUGACAAUAACAACUUGUAUUUAAAUAGCACACA